Messenger RNA from Symbiodinium natans, 534 nucleotides. Lineage: Eukaryota; Dinophyceae; Suessiales; Symbiodiniaceae. The record is from the annotation of a GenBank genome assembly.
AUGACGCAUCGCCCCUGCAACGCCGUGGCCGGGUGCUUUGUUGUAUGGCUUUGCAUUCUCGUGCCGAAGCCGAGGCCGGUCCUCUUUGCGAGCCUCCGGCUGGAUGCGCGGGCGCUUCAAGAUCUGCGCGCUGGCCGCGCGCGGAACAGCACAAAGCAGGUUGUUCCGAAACGGCGGCGAUUCGCUCCCAAUUCCCCGGCAGAGCGACUGCUGUGGACUCUAGGUUGUGAACUGUGGUCCGCUGGCCGCGACAUGGCGCUGGCGGGCGGCUCUGUAGCCAAAGGGGAGAUCGGUGCUUCCCCCGCCGAGUUCCUUUCUGGGCCUACAGCCACGACGUCUCACCUACCAACCUUUCUGGGCAAUGGAGGCAGCGCUCUGCAGGACGCGGGAGCUGCGCUGCUGGAUGGCGCCUGGCGACGAGCCUGGCGUCGUCUGGAGGCGGCGUCGAGGACCAGCCAAGAAUACUGGCCUGCGUCAGGUUUUACCGGUCUCAUUGACCUGGUCUUCAUUGUGGCUGACACCCUUUGCAGCUAG